This is a messenger RNA of Symbiodinium natans, 1875 nucleotides long. The record is from the annotation of a GenBank genome assembly. NCBI's taxonomy places the organism in Eukaryota, Dinophyceae, Suessiales, Symbiodiniaceae.
AUGUGGUGCUGCAAGUCUUCUUGUGAGGACACUGCCUUGGCUGCAUACGCAAGAUCCUUGCAAAACAAAGAGGAUGACCAAACAAGUGCGAUGCUCUUACCCAUGUACACAGUGCCAGUGAAGGAUCUUCUGCUGAUGGGAGAGAUUGAACCGCAUGAAGAGCUAAAGGCAAAAGGCAUUCUUGUCGUGUUUGACAAGAGCAUGGGAAAUGCAGCGUUCAUUUCACACCAGUGGGUUGGCAAUAACCAUCCAGAUCCGGAGUUCAAGCAGAUGCAGGUCCUGCAAGCCGCUCUCAGGCAUAUCAUGUCCGACUUGAAGCACAUACCCCUGGAUGUCGUCACGGAGAUGGUCCUGCCAGGAUCUAAAGACCUACCUACAUCCAAGCUGGUGGAGAAGGAGCUGUUCAUCUGGUACGACUACUUCUCUUGCCCUCAGAUGGAGAGCGCCAAUAAGGGCUCCAGAAGUGACUUGUCCAAAGCUAUCGAAAGCAUCCCCGCCUACGUCGCCUCAUGCGCUUUCUUCUUCGUGCUCUGCCCGGUCAUCGAGAACGAGAACUUGCAGAAAAUCUUUUCGCCUCGCAGCUGGGCCAGGAGGGGGUGGUGCCGUCUGGAGAGGGCCUGCUGCGAGUUGGGCCAGAAUCAAUCCUGGAUCGUGGUGAAGGCCCCCACAAGCUUAGAGCUGAUCUCAUGUCCUUCAGCAUCCAUGGGCAGUGGGCCUCCUGGGCAAGGAGACUUCUCAGUCCCAAUGGACCGAGCGAAGAUGGCACCGGUGUUGAUGGCCACGCUGAAACGCAAGAUUCUGCAGCUUUUGCAAGCUCAGGAUUUCGUGAGCUACCGCGUGGUGCUGAACCAGCAGAGUGUGUACCUGAAAGGGCUCGAAGAAGUCGGAAUUGAAGGCAGCUAUAAGCCAGUCCCUGGCUUCGAGGAAAGCUUUGAGAGGGAGUCCAUGGACUCUUGCUGCCUCCUUGUGGAAGAGUUCCUGUACCAAAACGGAUUCCGGAGGAUUGGCGAGCGGGAUGCGGGAGGAUGGAUGCCCUUGCACUACGCUGCCCUGAGCGGAGAUUUGCCGUUAAUUCAGGGCUUGAUCGCAAGAGGUGCCAACCCCAACUGCAAAACGACCAAAGAUCAGCCUUUGGUAGGUCUUCCGCCUUUGACCUCCGCCCUCGCCAUUUGUGUCAUGUUCCGGCACCACGGCGCAACAGAGUUCUUGAUCUCUGCCAGGGCCUCUCUCACUGGCGGUGUGAGCCUCUGCACGCCAUUGAUCGCGGCCGCAGUCGCAGACAGCGCCGAGGGUGUGCGCUUGCUGUGCGAAGCCCGAUGCGACCCUCACCGGCGAAACCUUGCCGGCGCAGGGGCCUUCGGCACUGCCUGCACCCAUGGCACGGUUCACGCAGUUGAGGAGCUGCUUCAGCAGACCGGAGGACAUCGCCUGGACGUGACACUCGCCCUGCACGAGACCAUGAUGAACCAUGGGGGGACUGCCACACUUGUUCAGCGAUUGCUGGAUUUGCGAGCUGACAUGAAUGAUCAAAGUUUUACCUGGUGGAAGCCUUUCGUUGGGUUGGGACUGCUCUCCAUGCAAAAGGUCGUGCAGCACAAGUUCGGGAAGAAGACCUUGUGCAGCAAGCUGAUGUAUCAUGGUGGGCAUGGUGGGACCCCGCUCAUGCUGGCGAUGCUGACCUCGCAGUACGAGGCUGCUGCUUGUCUCAUUGCAGCAGGGGCCCGUCUGGACUUGCGUAACUCGAGAGGUUGGACAGCGAAGGACUUCGCAGAAGGACCCGUGCCAGACUUUCUACUGGAAGCCUUCGAAGGCAGCCGAGAAGGCUGUUGCAGAGUCACGUCUGCCGCUCUCAGAAACUCCUGCCUGCAGGCCUAG